This is a messenger RNA of Miscanthus lutarioriparius, 2400 nucleotides long. Lineage: Eukaryota; Viridiplantae; Streptophyta; Magnoliopsida; Poales; Poaceae. The record is from the annotation of a GenBank genome assembly.
AUGGAGUGCAGCAGAGAAGAGGCCUUGAAGGCCAUGGAAAUUGCUGCUAAGAAGUUGGAAAACAGAGACUUUGCUGGUGCUAAAAGGAUUGCCCUUAAAGCACAGAGGGUUUUUCUAGAGGUCGAGAACAUACCCCAGCUGUUAACUGUCUGUGAAGUACACUGUGCAGCAGAAGCAAAGGUAAAUGGGAUAUUGGACUUUUAUGGAAUUCUCCAAGUAGAAGGAACAGCGGAUGAGAUGACCAUAAGGAAGCAGUUUUGUAAGCUUGUUCUCUUACUUGACCCUGAUAAAAACAGUUAUGCUGGUGCAGAUUCUGCUUUGAAGUUUGUUGCAGAAGCAUACUCAACAUUGGCUGAUCAAACAAAACGACAUGUAUAUGAUGUCAAAUGGAGGGUUGCUUUCAAAAUUGCACCAAAGCAGGCUACACAACCAACACAGGCUGCAGAACCAACUCGGGUUACACAACCAAAUCAGGCUACACAACCGAAACAGGCUGCAAAACCAAAGCAGGCUACACAACCUAAUCUGGCUGAGGAAUCAGAACGGCCUGCACAGCCAAAGCAGGCUACACAACCAAUGAAGACUACAGAGCCGAUUAACAGAACCGAUGCAAAUAGAAGUAACACAGCAAGAUACGGACCAUCAGAUUCAUCACCAACUGAUGGGUGUGCAUUUUGGACCAUAUGCAUCCACUGUAAAAGAAAAUAUAAGUACCAUGGCAACAUACUUAAUCUUCAGAUCCGUUGUCGGAACUGCAGGCAAAAAUUCUUUGCAUACCAGAUAAGUACAGAGGAUGUGACUUCUGUAUUCUCAUCAAAAACAGCAAAUAGUGAUGGGCAACAGGGCUGUCUUCCUACUCAACAAGGCUGUUCUACAAAUCUCUCUUCUAGAGAGAACAAAGAGACAAGUCCUGUGAUGAAUGCAGCACAAUGUGAUGAACAAAUGAAGAGGAGUUCAAAACCAGGUGGUGAAGUGGGGUGGAUACAUCAGCAGUGCCAGGUGCUGCAGGAAUCCCUACUCCAUGAGAGAUGUUUUAGGAGAAAGGCAUAUGUUGAUGCCAACAACACUCUUAACUCUCCAAAGAAAAAGAGUCGGACGCUGAAAGAUUGGUCCUCAAAUGCUGCCUGCGGUUCUAAUGAAGUGUUUGCUGAUAAUGUUGCCCAUGCUGAUGGACAAAUUAGUGAAUGUCAUGUCUACAGCAAAACAGAUAAUCAAGAUAAAAGUUGUACUGUCAAUGAAGGCAAUAAAAGAAACAAUAAAAGAACUUGUGAUACACCUGCUGGGAAGCCUUGCAAUGCUGGGAGCUUCACAUACCCUGACUCGGAAUUUUUUGACUUCGGAAAGUGUAGGGAUGUCAAACUGUUUGCAGUUAAUCAGAUAUGGGCACUUUAUGAUGACUUUGAUGCCAUGCCAAGAUAUUAUGCUAGAAUUAGACAUCUUGAUACUACCAACUUCAGAGUUCGGUUCACUUGGCUGGAACACUAUGCAGUGAAUGAUGAUGAGGACAAUUGGACUUAUAAUGAACUUCCUGUGGCUUGUGGGAACUUUAAGUUAGGAGGAAACACACAAGAGUCACAACAUCCCCUCAUGUUUUCUCACAUUGUUUCAUGGGCUAAAGGCAGAACAAGGGGUUCUUAUGUAAUACAUCCAAGUAAGGGUGAGGUAUGGGCUCUUUAUAAGGGCUGGAGUAUGCAGUGGAUCUCAGAUGCAGACAAUCAUAGAUCCUAUGAGUAUGAAGUGGUGGAGGUCCUUUCAAACUUUACAAUGGAAGCUGGUGUCACUGUUAUCCCCUUGGUCAGGGUUGAAAGUUUUGUGAGUCUGUUUGCACAAGCAAAGGAUAAAUCAUCAUUUGUUAUACCAUCGAGUGAUCUACUUCGGUUUUCCCACAGUAUCCCAUUUUUCAGAACAGGAAAUGAGAAGGAAAAUAUGUGGUUAGAGCAUGACGUACCUGUGAGCUGUGGGACAUUUAAAAUCCGUUACUGGAGUAUCAAGUAUGACACAAAUGGUGCAUUCUCUCAUGUAGUAGAAACACGUUCAACGCGGCACUUUGAAAUUCACCCACAAGUAGGGGAGAUUUGGGCGAUCUACUGCAAUUGGUCACCUGGCUGGGUUCCUUCCAGUAAGGAUGCCUGUGAAUAUGCCAUUGGCGCGAUAACUGCGCGCACUGAAGCUAGCACGAAAGUCUUGUUUCUGACUCAGGUUGAUGGCUACAGAACUGUAUUCAGGCCAGACAAUGAGAGGGGUAUCCUGGAGGUGCCAACAAAAGAUGACUUGCGGUUUUCUCACCGGAUACCCUCUUUCCAACUGACAAAAGAAAAGGGUGGCACGCUCUGUGGCUUCUAUGAGUUGGAUCCUGCUGCUAUUCCUGAUCCAUUCCUCGCUGGGGGUAGUACCCACUGA